CCAGGCUGGACAGGCUGUAGGAGUGCCUGGGAGAGGCGUGCUCUGUGUAGGGCUGCAUUCCCCUGGCUCUGGGACUCACUGGAGAGGGCGCAGGGAGAGGUAAGAGGCAAUGCUUCCUGGACAUUCACCCACUGUGUGCAUGAAGGGGUUAACUUAUCAAUGAGGAGCUCACAAGGCAAGUAACUUCCCAUCACAUUAACCCCUGCUGUGCCAAGUGGGAAAUCAGGAUCUGGGAAAUGGACUAACCUUUACACAAUAAAACCCCAGAACUGGGAGUGGGUCCACAGACAGGAAAUACACUGUGCAUUGUGUUUAUUGUUAUUAAAUUUAAUAAUCUCUUCCAGAUUCCAAUUCUUCAUCUUUACACCCCACCCCCCCCUGCAUCCCUCUUACAUCAGCAAUGCAGGGUUUAUCUCCCCCUCCCCAGCAGAGUGUGUAAUUAAUGCUGCAUGCAGUAUGCUACCGUAUGUAUUUAUAGACUGGCUGAUAAGUAUUUCACAGCAUGAUGUACAUACAGUCCUGGACACACACUGGAAGGUGACUAAGAUCCAUUAAUUCCAUUCUGCUCACAGUAUGGUGUGUAUGACCUUGGGAGCUGCUGUCCUCCUCAUCUGCUGAUCAAGAGACUUGGAUACAUUGACAAAAACUUCAUACUCCCUAUUCUAAUGUCACUGCUAUAUUUCUAAAAAUGGGGGAGAUCUAUUUUGGCAAAUUUCUAAAUAAGGUCCAAUCACCAUGGAAACCAUGAGGACAUCCCUCAUCAUUUAUCACUUUGCACUCCAUGCAGCCUCUUAUUUUGAUUUGAAAAAUCCUCGCUAUAAUCUCUUGAAGCUAUGACAGAAUGCAAUUUAGCAGCUGUCACCUUUUAGCAGUGAUUAUAUAUUCAGAAUAGUUUGUCUUCUCUGGAAAAUUAUAUUUGAUUUAUUUUUCAAGAUAUACAGGAUAGUAAAUGGACAAAUAUUAGAGAGAGAACUCAAUUACGAGUUGUUUGUUUUAUUCAGUGAUUAUGUGUAUUUUAAAAAAGCGUUAUUUAGAUCAAUGUUUUGUUACAUAUUGACAUUGCGGUGCUCAGUCAAUUCUUGUAGUGUCUGCACUGUGUACAAAAUAUUGCAAAAAUAAUGUGAGCAGUCACAACUUCCUAUGUCCUUCCUGUGUAUAAAAAUAUCUAUCAGACUUUUUUUCUGCUUACCGUACGUUUGCACAGAUAUUUCUAAGGGAGUUAUUCACUAAAUGGUGAAUUGACAACUCCGCAAUCAAAUGUUUUCUGUAGUUGUUUUAGUGAGUUUUCUUUUCUUGCAAAUGGUUGUCAUAUGAUGAGGAAAUAUAUAUCUGGAGAGUUUGUUUAUGAUGACCUGUACAUUUUACAAUAAAUGGAGACUAAUAACUAAAUUGACUGUACUUCCCUGAAUAGUGAAUGGCUUAGAAUUCAGAAGGAAUUUAAUAUGUUUGGCAAAAAUAGCAGCUUCGAGUACAUAAGUGAUUUGAAGAGUGUCCUAUUUUGUCCUGUUAUUGCCUAGCUUUUUAAAUUCGCUUUUAAGUGAAUUGUGGAGAAGGGGCUUGCAAAUUUUAUAUCAAAAUAGCCGGAUAAGAAAAAUGUAUGCAUUUUCAGUUUCUUCAACAAUAUUUCACAUCAACUUCACCCUGUUAAGUAAAUAACUCCUGGUGAUUUUCCUUUUUGUUUACCCAUUUUAAUUCUUUAAUUCCAGCAGUAAGUCAUUAGAGUUAAUACAAAGGAGAAAUCCUUUUUAAAUAUUAAACAAGUAAAAAAUAAAAUAAAAUCAGCAUUUAUUUAUUGUAUAUGUUAUACUCUGCAAGGGCACUUGAAUACUCUUUUCCGUGGAUGUUCGAUAUGAUGCAUAUCUGCACCAAAUUGUAUAUUGAGACCCAAAGUAACAGUUACUGUUUAUUGAGUAAGCCGCAGAAUAAGCACUACACGUCACUGAUCCUUCUGUGAACUACAGUGCAGAUAUAAUUGAAUUUGGAAAGAGAAGAGGUCAAAAUAACUGACUUAGACAACAUCUUAAUUGCCAGAUUGUCUAUGGUGGCCUUUGUUUUUUUCAAAGUCCAUUUUCUAUUUGUGGAUUCAUGAAUACACCCCUCGGAGGUUGCUAUGGGUAUAGAAUAAGGGCUAUUAUUGUGUUCUACCUGGGCAUGAAAGCUUAGUCAGCGCUGAUGUCUAAGUCUAAACUGUUGUGGGGUCCAGAUGUGCCUUUGUUAUUACUAACCUGAUGGAUUCUCUCCUGUCGUUUCACUGCAUUGUAGGGGAGCAAAGUGCAUUAUGUAAAGUAUCGAGGGUACGUUAUCUUUUGGAUACUCCUUCCUUGGAGUACGGCAGCUGAGAAUCAUGGAUGAAGCCGCUUAUUCCCUGGGGAUCGCUGAUAUUUCCUACCUGCAUAAUCUGGGUGAUUAUACAAGUGGAAGGUGGAAGAACAGCACAGAAGAAUGGGUGAGUGAAUAAGACAGAUUUGUGUCCUAAAGUGAAUUUCAAAUUUAAAGUCAAAAUAGCCAACAUGGAAAAAUUCUCUAGGUCGCAUACUGUGGCCUUAAAUUUAGAAUUCUUACUUCAGUAAAUAAAUCCUGUUUGUUCUUGAGCUGCUGUUGCAGCAUGUGAAGACCUUUCCCUAGAGGUUUGUGCUGGGUUGGCCACCUACGCUUUUCAGAGAAUGAAAUAAAUUGCCUUUUUUACUACCAUUUUUGUGAUCUGUGCUUUUUUCAAAUAUGUGGAGUUUAUUCGCCAAACCAUUAUGUAUAGAGCAUUUUUGAAAAAAAAAAAUGUAGAUUUCAAGUCCAAAUAACCAAGCUGACUUGCAGAGCAAUUCCAGGUCAGUGGUUUUCACAUGAAGUUUAAAAUUCUCCCUUAGAAGCUCUUCAUUAUCUUCAUUAUUAUUAAUAUUGAUAUAUUUUAUGAGUAAAAACAAGACAAAAGGAAACAAAUAGAAUCUUUAUGUAAACCAUUUUUUAGUCAUUGUAUAAAAAUAAGACAGAGUGUUUGAUGUUUAUUUAUCUCCCUGGUUUACCCAGAUGAGUAUUUUGCCCAGCUCUCUGUUUACCCUCCCAUUUGCUAUUACUGGUUAGUUUUGGAUACGGCCCCUCUUUAAAUAUUAACUCCUGGAGAAGUUACAGAAUAGUGAGACCAUUUUCUGGCUCCAGAAUUAUUGUAAAUGUCACUUGGAUUAAUGCCCUCUAGUAAUGCUGGAUGUACUAUUUAAAAUAGGAAAACCCCCCAAAAGUAAGCGAUUUUUAAAUGUCAAACACUGGAGCCAGUCCAAUGUAUUUUGUCAUGUCAGAGCGCCUGAGCUUUGAUGCCUUGGAAUUGUAGCUUUUUAGAGUAAAUAAAAGCCAGGUAGCCGAUUUAAAAUACACAUUUCUUAUAAAAAAAUUCUCGUACUUUAUUCUUGUGAGUGCACAUACCCUAAGCCUGGUAUCUGAAUUAAAUGGUUACUCUAAGCACCCUAACCACUUCUGAUUUUAAGUUGUUGUGGUGCCUGGAGUCUGUCUGUGCAGACUUUCACUAUGAUACGUUCUACAUACUGAAUUUAACUUCCCUGCUGCCUGGAUGUAACUCCACCUCCAGCCAUGCUAUUGGUGCAUCAUUAUCUGGUCCGAAACAAGAGGUCUGGGCUUAGUAAUGUGAAUUCUGUGCAAUUUUGACUUCUUAUGUCUGCACACACAACAUACUGGAGACAGGCGUCCAGCGGCGGCACGGCCCCCCUCUGUGUCACCCAUGUCCUCCCCUCAGCCUAGCUUCCCUGACAUCCAUGCCCCCCAAACAAGAGGAGUAACGUCAGAGGAAAAUCAGGCUGCAGGGAGUAAAUAUUAGCUAUAUACUUUAGUUUACAUUUUUAUAACUUUUUUGGUGGUAGGUGAUGUGGAACAGUAUAGAAAGGGUUACUAAGAAAAUGUGAUUUCCUAAAAGAAUAGAGUUAUUAUUUAUUUUUAUUUUUUUUCUAUACGUCUAUUUGUUUUAAUGUUUAUUACAUAUUUGGUGAAUACGCUCCUGUAUAGUGCAUGUCUGCAUUACGAUAAAAAACUUAGGUUUUAGAAUAUAAAAAAAGAACAUUUGUUAUCCGUGCCGAUAUUAAGCCAUUUAAAGACCACAUUUUCUGAUAUAAUAACAUGCUUUUUUUUUUUUGUGUGCUUUCUUCAUCACUGCUCUAACAUUAUCAGUAUGUACUGCUGCUGUUACAUACAAAAUAAGACCCAUAAGGUACAGAGUCUAAAAGAAUAUUUGCAAAGCAAAUGAAGUAGGCCGUUUCCAAGUCCUAUUCACUAGCUGUAUUAUUUAAUACCAUUUGGGAUCAGUAGUAAAUUAUACAAUUUUAAUUUAAAAAAAACUUCAGUAACUUCAACCAAAGAUUUCUGUAGCUGAAGGCUGACAAGAUCCAUCGGGUCUCUAAUCUACAUUUAAUGAACUGGUUCUAUUCCAGGGUGAGCACAUUUCCAGUCCUGCUGUAUUUCGAUCCGCGACGCUGAACUGGAAAGAGACUCUGAUGAACAGAAAGCGUCCGUUUGUGGGCCGAUGUUGCUAUGUCUGCAGUCCUGUAAGCCGGGUAAGAUGAUUACAAGCAGACUGUGGUCAGUGAUGCAGUAUUAUCUUGGUAAGAUUAACGCUUCAGGUGUUAUAAUCACAGAACCAAGGUCACGUGUCUGUGUUCACACAUUUGUAUCUUGUGUGUUCCAGACCUUUGCAUAUACAUAGAUCAAUGGGUGUCAUUAAUAGCCUAUAUACAUCAUAAUGUCCCAUCUUUUUACAUUUUUACAUGGUUUGAAUUGUAUUGCAGCAAAAGUUUUGAUUUGCAGAAAAAGAUUUACAGUUACACCUGGUAUCUGCAGUAAAACUGUCUAAGUUAUAGAAUAUGUAUUAUAAAUAUUAUUUUUAUAUAUAUUCCAAUAGUCCUCGGCACUCACCCCUUCAGUUUUUUGAGCCUCGGUGCAGCCAGCGUACUAUAUUCAAUAAGCAGAGAGGUGCACUCGUAGGUCUUUAUCCAAUAGUAUUCAUUCAAGUAUAAAGUCUUUAUUCAAGUCAAGUAUCAAGACUUUAUACUUGAAUGAAUACUAUUGAAUAAAUAUCACUUGUAUCAAGACCUACAAGUGCACCUCUCUGCAUUUGAAUGUAUGCAUGUAUUUAUACCUACUUUAAAUGGUCAUAAUUUGAAAGUUUUUCUUAAAGAUACUUCUAAAACUCAUAAUUGUUAAUCAGAAUUUUACUGAAAUUCCACUGCUAACAAAAUAUACUCAUGAAUACAAAGUACAAAGUACUUUUUCUCAUAUAGUACCAGAGUUUAUGGCUGAUCUUCCUUGUUAAUCCCAAUUUAUUGCAUAAGUGCAAGAUUUUCACUGGAAGAUCUUGCGGUCUCCUUUAGGGUGGUGGCGGGUGGAUCUUUAACAAUGCAAGGUUCCUAAAAGUGACAGUGUCUUUUUAACAAUGCCAGCGUUAUUGUCUAAACAUAGAAUAUUGAAAGAUUAAAUCCAAAAUUGAAGCCAAACUAGCCAAAUGGGGACUAGAGCGAGGAGGAUGAAUAUUUUCAGAACCGCUUUUUUAGCCUCAGUUUUGCAAUUCAGAUUUAAGCCUCGAUUUAGUAUUGUUGGAUAAGAAUUUUAUAUGAUUUUAAUAUUUUUGGAUAAACUUUUAAAAUAAUUGUUCAAUAUAUUAAGAUGUAAAAAAGUACAUCAUGUAGGAAAAAAGUUAUUAAAAUACAUUAAAACAUCAAAAUAUUAUUUUUUUUUUUUUACAUUUUAUUCAUAAUAAUUUUAUAAGUUUAUCCAAAAUAAUGAAAUAUUUUCAAAACCUUAUCCAACAAUUUUAAAUCGAGGCCUUCAUUUGCUAAAAUUUAGAGUUUAGAGCCUAACCCCGUGUAGCUCUUGGUGUGGUAUACCCUCCUCUUUUUUAGUGAGAAAGUAGAUAGCCAGUCCUUGCUCUCUCAGUGAAAUUAAUAUGAGAAGCACUGUGUGUACAUAUGUGGAUGAUGUGACAUGCACACUUUUAAGAAUUCUCAAUAGGAGCUGCUCGCUUGUGCACAGCAUUCAUUGAAUCGAUUCUCAAUUGUGUAGUCCAUGAAUGAUUAAUUCCCAUAAUUAUUAAGAAAAAGGCUUGUGUAUUACAGCUGUGUACUUUCUAUAAUAAGAAUAGCUUCAUGUAGGUGAAUCAAAUCUUAUUUACCAGCAUUUAGCACUCCCAGCUUCAUUACAACAUAUAGGUUUUUUUUUUUUUUUAUUACUGCAGCAAUUCACCAAAUAUAUACUUUCACAUAUUUGUUCGUGUGCAAAUUAAUCUUCUACACUUGUUCCAAGAUUGCUAAUAUGCAAAAUGCAGGCAACCUAUUUAUACACUGCUUUAUUUUAGUAAUGAAAGAAGUGCUUUGCAGGAUGAGAACUCUGUUAGCAACUUACCGAGAAUCAACAUUUACAGCAGCCUGGAUCAGUUGUUUCUUGUUAGGAAAGCAUCAUGGGAGCUGUAGUUCACCCCCAGGUUUUAUUUUAGUUUAUUAUUUUUAUAAUUUAUACUGAAUUGCAAAAUCUAGGCAAAUGUUGCUGGUGUUGCUCACAGUUUGUGUAGUUUGUUAACAUUCCUACCGCUUUUUGCUUCAGAGGCUUAACGUGGAAAUAAAACCAAACUUAUUGUCUGUUUCUGCAGGAAAAGUUUUACAACCCCAGCAUCCCAUCUUUGGGUCUGCGGAACGUUAUCUACAUAAAUGAAACGCACACAAGGUACGCAGUCUGUUGGAUUAUGUUCAUUAACUCCUUAGUGACUGAUCCUUUUCCGAAAUUCUGUGCAUUUAUGAGGCCUUUGGACACUUUUGUUGCCUGUUUGCACUCUACCCACCACAAUUUCCAAGUUCUAGUGUGUUGGAAAGUGGACAUGGGUCAGAUCAUUAUAAAGUGAAUAUUCAUUGGGUGCUGUCAAUGAUGUUUGUUUAAGGGUUCUCCAACCACCAUGACCACUUCUGGUUUUAGAAGUUGUCGUGGUGGAAGGAGUCUGUAUGUGCAGCUUUUUUUGCACUUUUGUGCUGGGGGCUAGUUACACCCCUGGCACACACGACUAAUGUCAAUUCUGUGCAAACUUUAAGGAGCUUCUCUGUUGCUCUAACCGUCCUCAGCAGUCCGUCCCGACUUCCACCAUUGUCUGUUUCUUGGUUUUUGUUUACAUAUUCUUUUAUAAAUCCCAUCUCCUGUACACUUCUUCCCUCCAUUCCCUAUCCGCACAUGCUCUCUCAGCCGAGCAGAUGGUGCAACCAAAUGCUUCUCUAUGACCACGAUCAGACGCCACUGAUGUCAAUCCUUUAAUUUUAUUAUCAUUAAACUAAAUUUGUUCCUGCCACGUUUGGUAUUGUUCAGAAUUCUGACAUUACAUGUGUAUGUGUGUGAUGCCAUGUAUCAAUUCGUUUUUUUGUUUAAUUACUUUUUAGACUGAGAAUACAACUAAUGAGGUCAGAUGGCUCCCCAGAAAAAGGGUGGCGCUGUACCCCACUGGCUACAGCGCUUCCCUUUUUCUGGGGAGCCGUCUGACCUCAUUAGUUGUAUUCUUUGUCUAUUUGUAUAAUUAGAGUUAAGCCCUUUAUACCUCUGUAACCUACCCCUGGCAAGAGAGUAGGUUUCCUUACAUCUGUGGCCAAGAAGUGUGUGUUUUUCUUUUUUGUCGUACUUUUUAGACUGGUAUGGGACUGCUUACAUAUGUAAGCACCUGGUAGUGUUUGGCAUGAUCAUUUAUACUAGGGGUAUAUUGUGUUUUCCAGGCACCGCGGCUGGCUCGCUCGUCGCCUUUCUUAUGUACUUUUUGUACAGGAACGAGAUGUAAACAAGAGCAUGUUCUGUAGUAACAUGGCCGAAAUGGUGCUGAAUCAAACCAGGUAAUAACCGGAGGUGUCACAGUAAAAAUUUCAUCAUAAUGCAAAGGUUUUUUUUUUUUUUUUUUUUUUUAUGCUGGAACUAAUCAAAUAAUUAUUUUAUCUUACUAUACAUUGCUCCUAAACAUCCAAGAAAGCAUGAUAUUAUAAACUCCACAAGGCUAAUUCUUAAAACAUUUCACUUCAGCCCUAGAAAUGCCUGUGAAUUCAAUAUAAAUUCUUAUUAAGACAUUUCAUCUACACCUGAUCUCAUGUAAGCCAGAUAAACAUGCACAUCAUAUGCAAAUGCUUUCUGUAAUUAACUGUAUGUUCAGAAUAUGGCUCUGUAGCAAUAUAAUCUAAACAUGCUGUAUGGUGCUACAGUAUUGGAGUUCCAUACUCUUCUCUUGCUUAAAGGACAAACCAUGUAACAGUAGCCACUUGGCCAUAAACACAUGGGAUCUAACAAUGCUUUUGGUUCAGGCCCUAGGGAGCUAUUUACAAAAACUCUCUCUUGGAUGCUCUUACAAAACAAAACAAAAAUUGUAAUGAAUUAAAAAAUGUUUUGCAAAAUUUAGGAAAAAGGGUUGGUUUGGAAAAAUUAUUUGGCUCAUACACCUACAUACACCUACAUUUUGCAGUUCGGUUUUUAAUUUCCUCCGAUUUGCUCAAUAACCUGUCCAUGGAGCUUUGAGCUUAUUAGAUUUAUGUGGCGAUCAACAGAACGUGGAACAUGGUUCUGCUAUGUCCGGUCCCAGGUGGGUGGAGAAGUUGCUUUAUUUACAUAGUUACAUAGUUACAUAGCUGAAAAGAGACUUGUGUCCAUCAAGUUCAGCCUUCCUCACAUUUGUUUUUUGCUGUUGAUCCAAGAGAAGUAAAAAAAACUCAGUUUGAAGCACAAUUUUGCAACUAGCUAGGAAAAAAAUUCCUCCUUGACCCCAGAAUGGCAGUCAGAUUUAUCCUUGGAUCAAGCAGUUAUUACCCUACAUUGAAAGAUUAAAUCCUUGAAUAUUCUGUUUUUGCAAGUAUGCAUCUAGUAGCUGUUUGAACAUCUGUAUGGACUCUGAUAAAACCACUUCUUCAGGCAGAGAAUGCCACAUCCUGAUUGUUCUUACAGUAAAAAAACCUUUCCUUUGCCUUAGAUGAAAUCUUCUUUCUUCCAGUCUAAACGCAUAACCUCGUGUCCUAUGUAAAGUCCGGUUUGUGAAUAGAUUUCCACACAAUGGUUUGUAUUGGCCCUGAAUAUAUUUAUAUAAAGUUAUCAUAUCUCCUCUCAGGCAACGUUUUUCUAAACUAAAUAGGUUUAAAUUUGUUAACCUUUCUUCAUAGCUGAUAUGUUCCAUUCCUUUUAUUAAUUUUGUAGCCCGCCACUCCACUUUUUCUAGUGCCAUAAUAUCCUUCUUUAGAACAGGUGCCCAAAAUUGCACAGCAUAUUCAAUAUGUGGUCUUACCAGUGAUUUAUAAAGAGGCAAAAUUAUAUUCUCGUCCCGAGAAUGAAUGCCUUUUUUCAUGCAUGACAAUACCUUACUGGCCUUGGCCACUGCUGAUUGACAUUGCACAUUGUUGCAUAGUUUGUUGUCUAUAACAAUUCCCAAGUCCUUUUCGUAUGUUGUUAUCCCUAUUUCGCUUCCAUUAAGGGUAUACGUUGCUUGUGUAUUCUUUACACCGAAAUGCAUAACUUUGCAUUUUUCAACAUUAAAUUUCAUCUGCCAUUUGAGUGCCCAGUCUAUCGAAACCCCUCUGCAGCAAAGUAAUAUCUUGCUCACAUUGUAUUAUUUUACAAAGUUUUGUGUCAUCUGCAAACACUGAAACAUGACUUUCAAUGCGGUCUUCAAGAUCAUUUAUAAACAUGUUAAAUAGAAGGGGUCCCAGAACAGACCCCUGAGGGACACCACUUAACACCUCUGUCCAGCUUGAAAAUUUACCAUUGAUGACAACUCUUUGUACUCUGUUUUUAAGCCAAUGUUGUACCCAAGAACAAGCAUUUUCAUCUAGACCAAUUUCCUUGAGUUUUAACACUAAUCUAUUGUGUGGAACUGUAUCAAAUGCCUUGGCAAAAUCCAAAUAGAUUACAUCCACUGCAACUUCUACUUACGUCUUCGUAGAACGCAAUCAAGUUAGUUUGACAUGACCUGUGCUUCAUAAAACCGUACUGAUUUUUGCUGAUAACCAUGUUCCAAUCAAGGAAUUCUUGAAUGUUAUCCUUUAAUAACCUUUCAAAUAUUUUACCAGCCACAGAAGUUAAGCUCACAGGUCUAUAAUUUCCAGGCAAGGAUUUUGAACCCUUUUUGAAUAUAGGAUCCACAUCUGUCUUCCUCCAAUCCUCCGGAACACUUCCUGAAAGAAAAGAAUCUUGAAAGAUUAAAAACAGAGGUUCACUUAUUUCUACACUUAGUUCCUUAAGUACACGUGGAUGGAUACCGUCAGGCCCUGGAGCUUUGUUUAUAUUAACUUUCUUUAGUUGCUGCAGCACCUUGUCUUAAGUUAACCAAUUACAAUUAUUCUGCAAGUUUUUAUUAGCAAUCAUUUGCACAUCUAUUGCCAUGGGUUCUUCCUUAAUAUAUACGGAGGAGAAAUAGUUAUUUAAAAUUCCUGCCUUUUCCUGGUCUUCAUUAACUAACACCCCCAUUUCAGUUUUUAGUGUACCUACACUUUCAUUUUGUUUUGUUUUUUAGAAUUUAUGUACUUAAAAAAGCUUUGAGGUUGGUUUUGCUCUCUUUAGCUAUCAUUCUUUCAUUUUGAAGUUUAGCAAAUCUAAUUGCCUUUUUGCACGCAUUAUUUGCUUCCUUAUAUCUUUUUUAUAAGAUGCAUCUGAUUUGUCUGAUUUUAAUACUUUAAAUGCCCUUUUCUUAUUUUUAAUCUCUUGUUUUACUUCUCUACUAAGCCACAUUGGUUUUAAUUUGUUUAUUUUAUAUUUAUUUCCCAAUGGUACCUACUGAGAAAUGUACCUUUCUAAUAUUUUUUUGAAGAUGAUCCAUUUAUCCUUGGUGUUCUUUUCACUAAAGAGUUUAUGCCAGUCAAUAUAUUGUAAAGCUUCCCUAAACUUAUUGAAAUUGGCUUUUUAAAAAUUAUUUGUUUUAGUAUUCCCCAUGUGCUUUUGUUUUUUUGAGUUUAUUUCAAAGGACACUAUAUUGUGAUCACUAUUUCCCAAGUGCUCACCUACUUGAAUGUUGGUCAAAAGAUCAACGACAAGCCAGACAAGCGUCCAUUCUAGUUGGUGCUUGUACAAGUUGUGACAUGAAGGUGUCGUUUAAAAACAUAAUUCCCUUUGCUGAGCUACUAGUCCCUCUGUCCCAAUUUAUGUCCGGGUAAUUAAAUAAGUUGGGUAGGGAUCACUAGAUCCAGAUUUUAGGGCUCAAAAUCUCAAGUCCUACAUUACUAGACGGAUCUAAAUGUUACUCUCCACUGCACACCUGGAGAGUGCUUGGCAUCUUCUCUGGUUUAAACUUCUACCUGCCAUUGCUGUAGUGUCACUCGCCAAUGGCUUGUGGGCGAGUUUAAAGUUUGAGCCCUGCUGAUUGUAUUCUUCUGCGAAAAUGAAAUCUGUUCCCAUUUCUCUGUGUAAAUGCCUCAUUGCCCAAUCUUAUUUUUUUCUUCAUCAGAGUCCAAAAAGCCAUAGAAGAUGUUGCCUCUGAGAUGAGUUCUUCAGGGAAGCCUGAUCCAAAGUCUGUCAGCAAAGUAAAGAGGAAAGCCAAGAAAAUUUUGCAAGAAAUGGUGGCAUCCAUCUCUCCUGCAAUGAUAAGGUAAACCGUUACUGUGCUGAUUUUCAUCUGGAACACAAAGAAGCACUGGAGGAAGAUGCAUUCUUACCUGAAAUAAUCUGGUGCAGUUCUAGUUACUUAGAAUAACUUGAAUAACUGGUUACACUUAGUCCUGGCCUGUAUUAUUGGGCCUAAUAUGGACUGGGGGAGGGUGCUCUCUUGGAAUAAUCAAAUGUUAAAGAAUCUUAAUGUUUUGGGCCUUAAAGGGCUUUACAGAGCUGCGAUUAUCAUUUCUCCUAAUUUGUAGCUGGGAAGCUCUCCAUCUCAUUCUAUCAACCCGUUACAGAGUUUACUUUUAGAAGAUGUCAGAGUAAAAGAUCACUUUUUAAACUACAUCCUAAAUGUUCAAUUUGCGAGACAUUGAACACAUGACCAAACAUUAAGUAAAGGUUUUGCUUAAAGGGAACAAUCCCUUCUCAUGAUUUACAAUAUUAUUUUUAGAUAUCCCUGUGUUUAAAGGGACACUAUAGUCAUCCAGACCACUUCAGUUUAAGGGAGUGGUCUGGGUGCCAGGUCCCUCAGGUUUUAACCCUUCAGAAGUAAACAUAGCAGUUUCAAAGAAACUGCUAUGUUUACAUUAGGGGUUAAGCCAACCUCUAGUGGCUGUCUUCCUGACAGCCGCUAGAGGUGCUUCUGCAACGCUGGAUGCGAAAUUCGCAUCCAUCGCGCAGAGCGUCCAUAGGAAAGCAUUGAGAAUGCUUUCCUAUGGACUGUUUGAAUGCGCGCGCGGAACUUGCCGCGCAUGCACAUUCUGCUCCACUCGGGAGCUGAUGUCGGUGGGGGAGGAGAGGUCACCAGCGCUGAGGGAGCCCGGUGCUGGAUAAAGGUAAGCUGCUGAAGGAGUUUUAACUGCUUCAGUGCCACAGGAGGGGGACCCUGAGGGUGAGGGUCCCCCAAGGAUUAUAUAGUGUCAGGAAAACCGCUUUGUUUUCCUGACACUAUAGUUAUCCUUUAACAUUUAAAUAAUAUGUAUUCUUAAGGUUUAAAAAAUAAGAUUUAAACAUAGAAACCCACACCCCUUCUUUCCGCUGCUGGGUGCCUCCAUCUUUGGACCUAGUUAAUCAUUGUUAUAAGCUCUGUCCUUUGUACUUGGCAGUCAGCAUAGAGAGAAGAGGAGAAGUGAAACAAUGUUUUUUUUUCUCCACUUUAUUUGCAAUGUUUGCCUUGUCUGUAUUUAAUUAUGUUAUUUGCUAAAUCUUUCAUUUCCGUUUAAGAGAAAAUGAAGCAUCAUAGAAAAAAGAUUAACACACGUUAUAUGCGAUUUUCAAUGGUUUGUUCAUUGGUAUACAUUCUAAAGAACUGACACUUCUACUUUAAACUUUAAUGUCAAUAAAAGAUUUCUGAUACAGGGUCCAGGGAACAUUUUCUAAAAACAUCCCAUAUUCCUAGUUUAAUAGAGACAUAUAACUUUCAGGGUUUUUAACACUGUUUUUACUCACCCUGUAUAUUUAACAAAUAUGGAUUUGGUGAAAAAAAAAAUAUCCACACCUCUUUAUACUGCAACUGGGUGCCUCCAUUUUGUCUCGCUGUUAAUUAUUGCUCUAAGCUCUGUACUUUGCAGUCAGCACAGAGAUAGAAUAAAAAUGUUGAACUGGAUUGUGAUGCCAUUUUAUAAAUCUUUAAAGGAACCUUAUAGGGUCAGGAAGAAGAACACAAACCUGCAUUCCUGAACAUAUAGUAUAGUAUUAAAACCACCAUCUAGUCCCUCCUUGCCCCCUACAUUUAGUAAAAUCUUAUCUGUAUACCAACCUGCUGCUGGCUCUGUCCCUGAUCUGCCUGUUUGGCUGACACAAUCCUAAUUUUGUGUUCUGAGCCAAUGACAGUGCUUUCACAUAGGAAAACAUUGGAUUGGCUGAGCUUGUCAAGGAGGCAGACCACAGCCAAACACAGCCCUGGACAAUCAGCACCCCUACAUAGAGAUGAAUUGAAUCAAUGCAUUUCUAUGACGAAAGUUUAGUGUCUGCAUGCAGAGGGUGGAGACACUGAAUGUCAGUCACACUGUGCAGCACUGCCCCAGGAAGCACCUCUAGCAGCCAUCUGAGGCGUGGCCAGUGAAGUUAUCACUAGGCUGUAAUGUAAACACUGCAUUUCCUCUGAAAAGACUGUUUACAGCAAAAAGCUUGAAGGGAAUGAUUAUAAACAUCAGAACAAAUACAAUAAGCUGUAGUUGUUCUGGUGACUAUAGUGUCCCUUUAAUAUACUUGUAAAAGUAAAAUGGAGGAGCACAUGAACAUUAUAAGACAAGUUAUAUGUGAUUUUCAAUAUUUUUUUCUAAAGCAUAAUUCAUACGGAACACAUAGUUAUCCUUUAAAUAUAAUAAUUAUUAUUUUAUUAUUUAUAUAGCGCCAUCAAAUUCCGUAGCGCUGUACAAUGGGCGGACUAACAGACGUGUAACUAUGAUAUAAACGCGCUUCUUGCCAUAGUAACACAACUUCUUUGUUUUAUUUUUCUCCAUGAAUUCUUGUGGAGGAAGCAUGUCAUUUAUUUAUCUGUCCCAGUUUUGUUCUCCCCCUUACUGCUCCCAGCUGUAUAACCACAUCUGACAUAAAUUAUGGCUGUUACCUCCAGGUAUUAAGAUCUCUUCAUAUGUUGCUCUAUUUCUGCAGGCUGACUGGGUGGGUUCUGCUGAAACUAUUCAACAGCUUCUUUUGGAACAUUCAGGUUCAUAAAGGCCAGCUGGAGAUGGUGAAAAAAGCAUCUUCAGAGGUAUUGUAUUGACAAUUCAUGAGGGAAUAUUUUUCUGUUUGUGAAAUCCAGCUCCGUAUGUUAGAGUUUUGGGAUUUUCCUGUACGGCGUCUUACUAUUGUGCAAAGCCCUAUAUUCUGUAUAAAGAAGAUACAGAGUUAAGAGACAGGUUGAGGGGAAACAAAAGCUCUAAGUUUCUUAAAGAUUUAUGUUUUCAAUUAAUCAGAACGCAACCAAAUUCAAAUUAUAUAUAAUAACUAGUAUAUGGCUGAUGAAAUUCAACCAAUAGCUCUUUCAUUCAUCUUCCCAUUACGGUAGAAUGCUAGUAAUAAACAGCGUAUUUGUUUGAGUCCUGGAUUCUGUUUGGCUACUGACAUCAUACAUUCCCAGCAUUUAAAAAAACUAAACUUCACUAUUGCUUGGAUACACAAAAGUAAUGGGGCACUCUUAGACCCAUAAGCAUUACAGCUUUCUAGUGGCUCUGUUACCUGGCGCCGAACCAUUUUUUUUCAUAGUCUUGCAUCUUACUCAGUGUUUUGCUGUGGGUGCAGUGGGGAGAACAUUAGUUUAUUUUAAACCAACUUAAUAUGGUUUGACACAGAAGCUGUGAGCUGUAGUGGUUAUGGUGCCGAAAGUCCCUCUUUCUUUAAUCUUCUUUAGUGUAGCGUCGAACUGAUUGAAGCCAGAAAAACAUGUAACAGCUUCACUUUAAGUUGAAACAUUACCGUUUCUGUAUCUUUGUGUCAGAAGGCACACCUGUGAAUCAAUUAAAUGCGACCGUGCGUUAUGUAACACAGCAGGAUUGGCAACAUUUCUUUCCAUAUGGGCUUAAGGAAUAAUAGGAACUCCACCUAGGUUGAGCACCGUCUGAGUGAAUCUGGCAUGCCAAACACCUAAAAUUAUGCAGAUCUGAUAAUAUCUUCCCACAUUCAUUUUAAACACAUGUUUUAAAACUGGUUUUGCUGCUAGCCAAAAAUAAAUAAAGGAUCCAGCUUUUCACUGCCAUUUCAUUGUGACGUGGUAUAGAAACACAAAAUAGGAAUGGUGCGAAGCUUGACACACCUGAAGAAUUUCAGUGUGUUGGUUGUUGAUAUUUUAACAGUUAUAUAGGUUGAACAAGUGUUCAGUCUGCCCAGUUUAACCUGUCACGUAUCUGUCCCUGCUUGCUAUUACAAAAGAAGGUUUAAAAAAAAAAAAACAUUUUUAAAUGAUUUCAAAGCGUGCUGUGGAAAGGGUGAAUUAACUAAUUCUUGACUCCCAAAUGGCCAACAGAUAAUUCUGUGGCAUAACCAAUUGCCUAUAAACUAGUCUAGAUCAGAAUAUCCUACUCUGCCAAAAAGGCAUCCACACCUUUUCAAAACAAAUCUACUGAAUCUAAUAAACAAUGUUAAUUACAGUACCCCUUAAGAUUCUUCUUCUUUUUUUAAAUUCUUUAUUUUAUAGUGCGCAGGUUAACCGUACACGCUUGCCUUUCUUCAACAGCUUUGGCAAGCCUAGUUAUGACAGUAUGAUAAACAUUGGUAUGGCAGUUCAGAUAACAGCAAACUUUUUUUUAUUUUAUUUUUUUAAAACAACAUUCAGCAACAGGUUGGCUUAACGUAAGAAGAGUGUUCAUUUGCAUUACACUAGCUUAUAGUUGAGCAGUAACAUGUCAGUUAGUUUGCACAAGCAGUGUUUCAGAGGGUAUUCACAACAUGUCAGGAGUAUUGUACGUUUGAGCAGGCUUGCUACAUAAUUUACACUAGGCUUGUAAGUCAUGCAUUGUAGGUUCAAUCUAGCAUAUUAUAUACAAAAACACUUGUAGGAGCCUAAGCAUGUUCUAAAUUGAGUAGUGUAGGAGUAGUAAACAUAGUAGGUAAGAGAGUAGUUAGUAUGCCACUGGGGACUUGUCAUGGAAUAUAGAGAGGCAGGGGUUAAUGCUAAGGGCUCAAUACAGUUUAGCUGGUCUGGGUCACACCCCUGUCCGCCUCCCUCCGCCGGCUUGGCUAAGCAUGAUAGGAAAAGGCAUCUAAGCCCAGCCAUCUCUGCUCUGCCUGUCUCAGGUCGCAGCACAGGCUCUUAUCUGGCAUUCUCUGAUCUAGCUCUAGCUGUAGUCGAUAUCAGAGUCCACAGGUUUAUCCACCCAGGUGUCAGGCAUCCAUGUGAGGUUUCUACUGCUCAAGGCUUUUGGCUUGAGUAAGUUGUUGCCGGAACGUCUGUGCUGGGAUGUGGGUGGAUGUUGCACAAAGUCCUCUUUCAGCUGUAGGGCUUUCUUUACCGUGGAGCCCGUGAGUGGAGGCAGGGAUCCUUCCACAGCCUCCAUAGGGAUUCCGCCUGUAGGCUGCUCAUCGCGGACGUUCACGUGGAGGCUUAGGCGGCGGCCAUUUUAGCUCCAGAGUGUGGGAGACUGGGUGUGGAUUAAAUUACAGCGUUCCCCUUCCUGCUGUCGGGGGCCCUCCAUUGGGGACUGGGAUAACCCCCACCGGUCCAAAGGGGGGAACGGGACCAGGACCAUAUCAGAGAGCCGGUGUGUGUGAUAGCCGGGGGAGAAAGCAGGAUGGCGGCCGUCCACCCUGCCCCUUCCUCGAUUAGGCCGCAGACACCAAAGUCUUUUUGUUCCCUCCCGGGCUCCAAAAACUACCGAUCUCUGGGUCUGCUGCAGCACCGAUAGCCAUGUAAUGUUUUUGUCAUUAUUCCGGGCUCAGUUUAGUUUAGGAGCAGCAUAUUUCAGCAUAUAUAUCUGAGUCCCUCAGCAGCCUCUCUUGAAUGCGACCGGUCAGCAUGGCAACCCGGCCAUGCACCCCCCCUUAAGAUUCAUACAUAGCAAUGCAGUUAUUUAUUACAGUAGGUAAAAUAGUACAUGUUUGGUGAUUUCCACUAGAUAUUUACUUUACACACCCAGUGUGUUGAGAACACAAUUCCCAACAUAUAUUUAGUUCCUCACAAAAGUCUGAAUGGGGAAAAACCAUCCCCAAUCAGACUGCAAAAUCUAACAUCAAAUGGGUGUGAAUUUGGUCCAGAUUUAAAUGCUGCUGGACAGCUGAAUUCCAGUUCCAGAGGCUUCACAUCCGGGCCUGGAUUUAAUGCCUUCCAAUGCAAAGGUUAACUAUGUGGCAGCUGGCCAGCGUUUAUAGCCAGCCACAACAUUAAAGCAGCUCUAAGCAAUAGGUGGGGUCAUAUCUCCUAAAUGUUUAAAACUUGCGACUACGCAUCGGUUUGGGGGACUUGAAAAUAAAUAAUGGGGAGUGGGCAGAUCACGGCUUAAUAAUGGAACAGCCCAUACACCUAAAUCACUUUAUCUUGCUCAAGUGCUUUAUGUGAGAAGACUGCAUCCUCUUUUUUUUCACAAAGUGCAGAUUUCAAUAGAAAUGGAUAAUGUAUAAAUUAACCUUGUUACACCCCCCCGGCUGUCAAUCAGACAACAUGUUCUGUUACUUCCUGGUUGUUUACCUCAUAUGAACUAAACUCGAGAGGCAGUAAUUGCCCAGAGCACAUGCCUUGCAAAGACUUCUCACUGAGCAUUGGGAAGUUUAUGAUUGGCCAGCCGUGGAAUGUCUCAGAGGGGUUAGAAGGUGGUGGGGGCCUGCAGGACGUUGCAUGCAUGUAUAUAUGUUCUAAAUUGUUAAAAAAAAAAAAAAUUUAAGUUGGAGUGUUACUUUUAAAAGGCACUGCCUGAUGAUGCAAAAUACCCUCAGUAAGUCCAGAUUUAAUAAAAAUGUUUAUUUUUUUUUAAAUAGAAGAUUGUGGUGAAAGAAAUAUAAUAAAUAACAAUCCCUAAAAUAUGACUUUUAUUAGAUACAAUUAAAAGUGAUCCAAAUAAGGAUCUAUGUAGACAGUGAAAUAUAUGAUCACUACUUACAAGUGAUGUGUGAAAAAGCGGUAUAAGAGUAAAGUGUGGUCACUUUUUCACACAUCACUUAUUAGUAGUGCUUAUAUAUUUUACUGUCUACAUAGAUCCUUAUUUGGAUCACUUUUAAUUGUAUCUAAUAAAAGUCAUAUUUUAGGGAUUGUUAUUUAUGCAUUAUAUAUUUUUUUUUCACCACAAUCUUCUAUUUCUGUUUAAGUAGGCCUAGUUUCAGUGGUGGAAAAUUCUGUCCAAAUUAUCCUCUUUAUCGUAAACAACGGUGAUAGACAAGAAAUACCUUCACCUGUCGUUCUUUAUUUUAUUUGUUUAUUUAUAAGAAAGGGAAAAAAGACUCCAUAUAUCAUUUAUUUGGAUUUACAUCACUCAUGACCCGAGUGAGACCCUUUUCUGUACUUCUUAGCUCAUAAGGAAAAGGUGAGUAAACCAAACUAUAUGAGCGAAAGUAUAACAGAAUAUACACAGAAAAGUAUAACACAGAAUAUAUGGAGGUUAGAACUGAUAAGGCUUUGUUAAAAUGCACUGUCUGCACAGAUUGUUCAUUAUAAGCAAAGGCUGGAGUGUUUGUCAAAGGUUGGUGGGAAUUAAAAGUGUGAUCAACCACUUUUUCCCCUCCUUUCCACUAGUGGUUGUUCACACUUUUAAUAAAGUGUAAAUAAAAGUUAAGUUUUACAAAGCAUUACUAAUUUAAUUUUCCCACAAACCUUUGGCAAACACUCCAGCCUUUGCUUAUUUUGUUUAUUCUAAUAUAAGGGUAAACCUCUAUUAGGAGUGUUUUCAGACAUCUAGCUCAUUUUGUGCUUUUUGGUGUUUCUACCAGAUUUCACAUUAUGAGCUCCAUCAUAGAAAGGCUUCAGAAUGCAGUAUACUAAUGCAAAAUUACUUCCUGAGAUGGAGGUAAUUUAAAGGUUUAAUUACACAACUUGUACAAGGAGACUUGAAUAUGAAGUGAAAACUGGGCCUAUCCGCUUUAAUCGUCUUGUUGCCUUCAUAGAGUGUAGUUUGGUUUACAUUGCAUGGUUGUAUAUCUGCAUUUGUUGAACGCCUUGAGUAUCAUGCUUUCAGUGUAUCUGUAUAAUUAAUACUUUGCGAAGCAUGCUUUCUCUCUCCCCGAAUUUAGCGGAUUAUGUCUGCAUAUAAAGUGUGUGUACCUCUAUGCCAAUCCCUGCCAUUUCUUUAUAACAUGGUGGCCAAUUGAAAUAUCGAAUUAUAACUAUGCUCUAUGCACUGGGGAGGCCAAAUUGUCAGCUAAUGUGUAUAUUAAACAUAAUUUAAAGGACCACUAUAGGCACCCAGACCACUUCAGCUUAAUGAAGUGAUCUGGGUGCCAGGUCCAUCUACGGUUAACCCUGCCUGCUGUAAACAUACCAGUUUCACAUGGUUUGCAGAGAAACUGCUAUGUUUACUUUAGGAUUAAUCCAGCCUCUAGUGGCUAUCUCAUUGACAGCCGAUAGAGGCGCUUCCGCUUUCCUAUGGACUGGCUGAAUGCGUGAGCGGCUCUUGCCGCGCACACGCGCAUUCAGCUGAUGAUGGCCAAAAGAGGGGGUGAGUUUUUAACCCUCUUCUUCUCCAUUCAGCCUGGCGGGAGGGGGACCCUGAGGGUGGGGGCACCCUCAGGGCACUAUAGUGCCAGGAAAACGAGUUUGUUUUCCUGGCACUAUAGUGGUCUUUUAAUUUAAGGCCUGUUGUAUAGUAAAUACUACACCUACAAAUCAUUACACUUUUACAAUUCCUCACACGACAUCCAAUAAUGCUUAGCAUGCCCACAUGUAUUGUGGGAGAGCGUGGAUGCAGCCCACUGAAUAGAACAUAGGGAAAUGUAAUCUAUACAUUGCUGGUGAAAUACCUGACACAAUGUAUAAAGCAACUCAUGCUCUUGUCAUAUCAUUAUAUCUGUGUUGGGUGUUCUUGUUUCUUUUUUUGUUCUCCACCCGCGUUUGUUAGUUUGAAGACUUGAUCCUUCUGAAGGGGUGGUCUCAUUUCGUCAAAGCUGUCUGAUCCCUCUGUUUGUGUGCGCUUUCUCAUGACUCCCUGUGUACAGAACCAUUGCUUGUCUCUGUCUUUAGAUGAACACCCCGCUUGUUUUCUUGCCUGUCCACAAGUCUCACAUUGACUACCUGCUCCUCACCUUCGUCUUGUUCUGCCACAAUAUCAAAGCUCCGCACAUUGCCGCAGGGAACAACCUCAACAUCCCCAUCUUCAGGUCAGUAUGUGCACUGCAUGUAGGGAACGGGCUCACUCAAUUCUCCUUUGCUUACUUUGCACUUGUCUGGUCUGUACAGUCACCACCUUAACUUCAUUUAUCAGUUCUAGACAGAGAACGACUCUUAAAUAUUUUAACAAAAAACAAACAAGCACAAAUAGUGAAAGCAGAUAAAACCAGCUGGCACAUUUCCAGUCUAAAAACACAAGCUUUAUUCGUCCAACUCAAGCUAAUGAAACUCUUCCACCGUAUUGGUCUUCACCACUUUUACUGGACAGCUACUCCAUGCACCUACGACUGUUUACCCAUAAGCUGUUUUUUCAUUAUUCAAUCCUCCUGUUCGAAAGCAGGCUUGACGCCGAUGUGGUUCGUUAAUAACUUACCACCAUAGUUAACCCCUUUCAUGUCAAACUUAUGUUCAUGCACAGAAGCAAAUACCAGCAGAAAUCUAAUUUUUAAAUUAGUUUCUUUUGACCAAAAUAGAAGACUAAUAUCUGGGGAUACCUCGCUUGGAGGCAAAUUGUUUUAUUUUAAUGAUUGUACAAGACCACAGCAUGCUUGUUACUUUUCUUAUUAAAUCAUAAUGAAUAUCUCCAUACACUUGUUGCAUUCACAGCACUUUAAUUCACUUACUGGGAGGAUUUUUCAUAAGGCGCAAGCUAGAUGAGACCCGAGAUGGGAAGAAAGACAUCCUGUAUAGGUCUUUGCUGCAAGGGGUGAGUACAGCUAACUUCUUUAGGGACUUAGUUGUUUUAAGAAACUGCAUCAACAUGUCUUUCAUUUGUUUCCACGGUCAUUGCUCCCUCUAGAGCUGUGUGCUAAAUGUAAUCUCAUUUGUCCUGGUGUGCCCAUGUGGGUUGCAGGUUUUGAAGAAGGAUGGUUUCAUGUAGCUAGAAAUAGAUGUAAUUUAUUUGAACUGUCUGUGAACGUGCACACCUGCCUAGAAUCUUGGGGGGGAAAAAAGUGGGGAGGGGGUUUGUGCACUUCAAGCUGAUAUUUGUGGUAUCACCUGCCAAGCUGUAGAAGUCCUGGUCCAUCUCCCUGUUUCACUUUUGGAUUACCCUUACAUAUUUUUUUUUUUCUUCUUUCUUUUUUUUGAGAAAUGUGUUAAAUUAAACUGACGGUAUCCCCUAUUUAUGUUUUAGUAUAUUGAAGAAUUGCUGAAUAAGCAUCAGUUUCUGGAGAUCUUCUUGGAAGGAACUCGAUCACGCAGUGGAAAGACCUCCUGCGGCCGAGCUGGUCUCCUUUCGGUCAUCGUAGAUACUGUCUGUAAUGGCUCUACCCCUGACGUUCUCAUCAUACCAGUAGGAGUCUCGUAUGACCGAAUCAUCGAGGGACAUUAUAAUGGAGAGCAGCUGGUGAGUAUGGAUUGUACGCUUUGACAGUGACUGUUGAAGUAGUUCGUUGGCAGAAAAUACCUGAAUAUUUAUUUUCUCCUCCAUCCUAUGUGUAUUUAUAUAUUUAGCCAGACAUUAAGGGUUGCUGACUUUUAAAGUGUUGCUGCCAUUUUAUUUGUAGUUGGCAUUGUAUUAUUUCCUUUUCAUUCCUGAACUUCACAAUCAACUAUUAACCAGGUUCUGUCGGUGGAUAAUAGUCAUUGAUGGAAUUGAUAGUUUUUUAGUCAUAACCUUCCCCCCCCUCCCCCAUCAAAGUCACGUUUUUAUAUCUGUCACUAAGACUUAAAGGACCACUAUAGUGCCAGGAAAACAUACUUGUUUUCCUGGCUCUAUAGGGUCUCUAGGUCCCCCCCCACCCUCAGGGCCCCCCUCCCGCCAGGCUCCUGAGGGUAUAAGGAGUUAAAUUUACCUCUUUUUCCAGCGCCGGCUGGGGGACUCUUCUCCUCUUCCUCUCCUCGUCCUCUCCUCCUCCUCUCCUCUUCCUCUCCUCCUACUCUCCUCCUCUCUUCCUCCUCUCCUCCUCCUUCUCGUUGUCAUCGGCUGAAUGCGCAUGCGAGGCACGAGCUGUGCGCGCAUUCAGCCAGUCCAUAGGAAAGCAUUCUCAAUGCUUUCCUAUGGACGCUGGCGUCUUCUCACUGUGAAAAUCACGGUGAGAAGCGCGGAAGUGCCUCUAGCAGCGGUCAAUGAGACAGCCACUAGAGGCUGGAUUAACCCUAUUAUAAACAUAGCAGUUUAUCUGAAACGGCAGUGUUUAUAGAAGAAAGGGUUAAUCCUAGCUGGACCUGGCACCCAGAUCUGGGUGCCUAUAGUGGUCCUUUAACCCCUUAAGGACACAUGACGUGUGAGAUGUCAUGAUUCCCUUUUAUUCCAGAAAUUUGGCCCUUAAGGGUUUAAAUGUAUUAAUUUAACAAGCUACUACAUUGAUUGGAUUAUCUUCUCCUUGUAUAAUACUAGUGAGUAAACUAUAGGUAGCUAUUCUGAAUCUAAAGCGAAGUACUAUUUAAUUAAUACAGAAUCUCACAAAUUCAUAAUAUCGUACAUGUAAGCAUAAUUCUUCACACAGAUUUCCAAGAUUCCAAGUGUGUGUUUAGAUGACAUUUACAUCUCGUCCAUGUACACAGACGUCUAAGAACACGUAAAGCAUAAACACAUAGACCAUAUAGUAUGUUCACAAUUCACUAAAACAAUAUAUUUUAUUUAUAUUAUGCCUACUUUUAUUUAUCCCCGUAGCAAAUACAAAUGCAGGUUUAAUAUUUUAGUUGUCAUCCACUGUCUGGAUUCCUUGCAUUGAUUUUGCAGAUACGUUUUACUAACGCUACAGUGUUCCUUUAUAUGUGUCUGUAUUCCUCACGCUACAGUCUUGAUGUUCUUGCUUAGUUCAGGGCCUUCCCAUCUGUUAAAAAAUAAAAAUGAGAUAUAGCAAAUUGCUCACCUUUUCUCCAGCAGCGAGUCUCUAUAUCGGCGCUGACUCUGCCUCCUCCUCAAGUGACGUCAUCUUGGAAGCUUGCCUCCAGGAUGAAGGUCUGAGUCAAUGUUUCUCAUAGAGGAGCAUUGGGGACCUUAGGCACAUGUGUGACGCUUGCCGCAAUGCACCUAAGAUUCUUAGGAUUCUCUAUGAUAGAUUGUGACAGCCCUGCGCAUGUAUGCGUGGCGUCCAGGUAUGUUAUGGUUUGAGAGCUGGAAAGUACUACAUUUUAUUUGUUCAAUUUAAAGGGCAAACCUGUUAUGGUUUGAGAGCUGGAAAGUACUACAUUUUAUUUGUUCAAUUUAAAGGGCAAACCUAAGAAAGAUGAAAGCUUGUGGAGCAUCGCUAGAGGAGUUUUUCGAAUGCUGAGAAAGAACUAUGGCUGCGUCCGUGUUGAUUUUGCACAACCCUUUUCCUUAAAGGUCAGUAAUAAAAUCAACUAUUCACAUGUUUACUGCUGUAUGAAGGACCUGAAAAAGUAGCUUCACAGAAAUGUCAUUUUAUUAUCCAUGGUCUGUAUCUUGAAUGCUAAUUCUAAAAUUCUUUCUCAAAACGUAAAAUGGCCUACUAACAGUUUUCAGGAUACGAUAAAAUUCAUGUCAAGAAAACUUCCUUCUCUGGCUGCUGGCUCAUCAUUUACUAUGCAAGGGGCAAAUGACUGAUGAGGUUAAUCACUAAACUUUCUAGACUUAAUCCCGAAUGACUAAACCGAGGCAAGAAUAGGUGAUCUGGAAUUUUUUUUGUUCCACAAUUAGCCAUGGUCUGAGCUUGACUAUUUAUGCUUCAGUUUUUUCAGAAUUAAUUCACACAUUUUCAGCAUUUGGUGAAUGAAACUGUGGUUAUUCAUUGAUUAAAAACCUUUAGUGAUUAUUAGCUUAAGUGAUGAAUUGCAGGGCAGUGUUUAAAAGCCACUUUGUAAAAAUUAGGACAAAAUACCAGAGUUGAAUAUAUAGACGAGUUUGUGAUUUUAUAUAUAUAUAUAUAUAUAUAUAUAUAUAUAUAUUAUUUAUUUUUUUGUAUAUAUUAUUUUUUUUUUUUUGUAUAUUUUUUUUUUCUCUCCCAUAAAAGUUAAUUUGGCCAAAUAUGUUUGAGCUGUCUGUCAACUCAGCUGUAUAUGAGGGAAAGAAGCACCUGAUCUGCAUGUUUCCUGUGCCAAUUGCACAAACUUGAUGUUCAGUCCUGCAUAUGACAGUGUUCUCCACUCCCCUCUUCCGGAGAGAUGUUACAUGGAUGUACCACUCAUUGUAGUAAUUUCCUUGAGCAGCUGUGUAAUACUUUAAACUAAAUCCCACAGCUUGGAAAUAAGUGUCUCUGCAAAAUAACAUUUUGACUUUUUCACUAACGAGAGAUCCAGCUUUUCUCAGUAAUGGUUUUUGUUUGCAGGAAUAUCUAGAGAAUCAACGGCAAAAACCUUUGUCAGGGUUGCAGCGAUUAGAACAAACUCUGUUACCAGCCAUACUUUCUGACAGGUAAGUUUACCUUUAAAUACUGUGUGUCCAUUUUAGUGUGGGAUAAUAAUAUAGAUUGCAUUAAAGGCUGCACAUUGUUAAGUCAGUGUCUGCUCGUUGCUUGACCUCUUGAUUGCCCGGCAGUGCAGGGUUUAUUGUAAUUUUUUUUUUCCUUAAAUGCUGACACCUGACUUUGACAGAGAGAUUUUAUUUAUUUAUUUUUUUACUGUAUAUUUUUUCCCUUUAACUGUACACAGUGCUAAAGGAACACAAUUGUAUUUUUCUCACAAUUUAAGGUGAUCAACUUGUAAUAGUUUUUAUUUAGGUUUGGAUGUCUACCGCCAGCCUCCGCCCACAACGUCAUCUGGCUCUCUUGCCGAUAACCAAACCUGUACUCCUAAUAGUAGAGCAUUUGGUGCUGAUGGGUUUGUGCGGCAAGCACCUCCAAAUGCUUUACAUGCAAAAUCAUUGAAUUUAUAUAUGUGGGUGCUGAGCAGGAAUAGUCUAGUUGAUAUAUUCCUCCCCACCCCUUUUUCACCACCAUGCAGUAGCUAUAUCGCUUUGGGUUUUUGCAAAAAAUAUGGUGACUCCACAGGACAUGAUGCUACUUUGAUAUCUGUUUGGGGAUUAAAUAACUCUUUAUUGUAUUCUUUACUCCAGACCAAUUGAUGCUGCAAGUGAAAAUGAAGUUGCUCUUCCUGACCAAAGGAACUCCGCAAACGACCCUCUCAGGAGACAGAUGAUUACAGACCUGGCCAAUCAUGUGCUUUAUAGUAAGUAUGGUGCAGUGCAUUGUGGGUUCUGCAAAAGAGUUUGCACUGUAGCAGGGACACAUUGUAAAAUAGUCAAACUCACAUCAUGUGACACAUUUCAUAUGUACGCAAGUUCUUAAUACAAAAUAUCCAGCACUCACCUAGGGACCAAGGAAGUAGUUGUCAGAUUUUUUUUCGCGCCAUUGAGUUCUCUUGAACCCCUAUCGGUGUUUCUGGCCUUUCUGGAAGAUAAUGGGUUAAGUAGCCUGUAAAAUAUUUUGGUUAUUGUGUCAGUACAUCAAUGCAUUCUCUAGGAUCCCAAUUCUUCACUUUUAUUAGCCUCCUCUUUCUACUUUAGCUCCCAUUUGUGUGCAGGCAUUUGCUGUAAAUGCUUACACAAUCCUCCUCAACAAGGAGUUCAGAAUGUUAAAUAAAAGCCCUUUAAUUGCUUGUAUGAGAUUCAUACUUUAAUUGUGCUACUGUUUCAUUGACAUGUACUGCGGAAAGCCUGUCUUCUGAUUUAAACUAUGAGUUUAUCCUUUGUUCUGUGCACUAAGUCAUUUUACAUUGUUAGAAAUCCUGCUCUUGGCAAUCAGGCUUUGAAUGGUAGAAUUGGCUUUAUCUCCUGUCUCUAGACACCUGAACGUGUUCUAUUAGAAAAUGUUUUGCUUUGUGUUUUCCAGCUGCUGAGAAGUGCUGUGCUGUGAUGUCAACUCAUAUUGUUGCCUGCUUGUUAUUGUAUCGCUAUCGGAAGGUGAGCAAUGCAUGAUAAAAUUUAGCACAUAAAUCCCCAUUUACAUUCCCUUUAGAUUCACUGCUUAUUUUCACCCUGCAGAGAAAUUUGUUUUUCUGCUUCAGCUUCCUUCUCAUCCUCCGCAUCUCGGGUUCCGGCUGAAAUGCCUUGUGUGUGGAUGUAUGUAUCUAUAUUACAUAUGUAUACACACACACACGCAAGUAUUGGGACACCUGACAUCGCAUUCUAAAUACAUAGACAUUAAUAUUUAGGUGGCCCCCUCAUUGAAGCUACAACAGCUCUCACUCUUCUGGGAAGUCUUUCCACAAAAUUGUGGAGUUUUUCAUCAGGAAUGUUUGCCUAUUCAUCCAGGAGAACAUUUGUGGUCAGACACUGAUGUUGGAUGAGAAGGCCCCGCACGCAGUCUCCGUUCCAAUUCAUCCUAAAAGGGAUUGAUGGGGUUUAGGCCAGGGCUCUGUGCGAGCCAGUCAAGUUGUUCCACAUCAAACUAAUCCAACCAUGUCUUUAUGGACCUCGCUUUGUGCACUAGGGCACAUUCAUGCUGGAAUAGAAAAUGGCCUUCCCCAAACUGUUCCCACAAAGUUGGAAGCAUAUUGUUGACCAAAAUGUCUUGGUAUGUUAAAACAUUUAGAUUUCCCUUCACUGGAAGUAAGGGGCCUAGCAAAACCCCUGAAAAACAGCCCGAUACCAUUAUCCCUCCUCCACCAAACUUUAUAGUUGGCACAGUACAGUCAGGCAGGUAAUGUUCUCCUGGCAUCCGAGAAACCAGUCUUGCCCAUCAGACUGCCAGAGAAGCGUGAUUCGUCACUCUACUGAACACGUUUCCACUGCUCCAGAGUCCAGUGACGGCCGGCUUUACUCCACUUAAUCUGACUCUUGGCAUUGUAUUUGGUCAUAAGCUCCCUCCGAAUAUUUUUCCUACUAAUAUUAAUGCCAGUGGAAGCUUGUAACUCUCCAGCUAUGGAAUCAGGAGAGUUUUGGUGACUUUUUCGCACCAUGCGCUUCAGCACUCGUUGAUCCGCUCUGUGACUUUACGUGGUUUUCCACUUCAUUGCCGGGUUGCUGCUGUUCCUAAAUGCUUCCACUUUUCAAUAACACUGCUUACAGUUAACCCUGGGAUAUCUAGCAGGGAUGACAUUUCACAAACUGACUUAUUCAAAAGGUGGCAUCUUAUCACAGUACCACACUUGAUUUCACUGAGCUCUUCAGAACAACCCAUUUUUCAUUUUUACAAAUAUUUGUAACUGCAGACUGCAUGUCUAGAUGCUUGAUUUUAUACACCGGUGGCAAAGGGUUGGAGUUGUGUCCCAAUACUUCUGUCCAUAUAGUGUGUAUGUAUAUGUGUAUGUGUGUAUAUAUAUAUAUAUAUAUAUAUUGUUAAUUGACUAUCAUGUCUACUUUUUGUGACAGAAAUUACCUUUCUGCUUCUAUGCCAAAAUGUCAGACUUUGUUUAAAAUAUAAAAGAUAAGGCAUACCAUACAGCCUUUAAAUAAUGUUUGACCCCCUCCUAUAUUUCUGUAAAAUAUGAACAUAUAUGACUCAUCAUGCUUUUUUUGCAGGGGGUUACUCUUUCGCUUUUGGUGGAAGAUUUUUUCUCCAUGAAAGAGGAGGUAUUGUCCAGGGACUUUGACCUGGGUUUUUCAGGCAGUUCUGAAGAUGUGGUUAUGCAUGCCAUCCACCUUCUGGCUAAUUCGGUGAACAUCAGCCACACUGCCCACGGCAAUGAGUUCUUCAUUGCGCCCAACACUGGCAUUCCCGCUGUGUUCGAGUUAAAUUUUUAUAGUAACGGAGUCCUGCAUGUUUACAUCAUGGAAGCGAUUGUUGGUAAGAAUUGCCUUAAUGUAAUCAGGACAUUUUCUACUCUAAAUUUUAGUUUUUAUGCAUUUGACUGUAGAUUUAAGCUCAUCUGCCGUAAACUCAUUUGUGAAUCAUCUCACCAGCUGAACUGUAGAAGACAGUCUGUUACAUUAGAUUAUUUAAAGACCCUACCCUAACCUAACUAAGACCCUAAUGUCUGGGUCUUAGUAGAGCUGGUUGCCAAAACGUAGAUCUUCAGUAGUUGCAGAACUCCAAUGCUGAUGAUGUUUUGUCACCUUAAAGGGUUACUCCAAGUACCAUGACCACUUCAGUGAUUUGAUAAAAAAUGCUGGACAUACAGAGUUUAACCCGUUUUGCCAACAACAGUUCUGGGUUGACUUCUGUCCGUUCUGUGCAUGUUUUUCGUUUGUUCAGUGUACAUUACAUGCGGGUGACAGACAGCCAAUAGCAGUGUGGCCCUUCUCUCCAUAACUCUUUGCAGUUUGCAAAGCUUCAUGGAUGUUGUAGUUGUGCAAAAGUUGAUGGUCUUCCUUAUGAUCAAUCCUGCUGUAUAGGGCCUUGCUAAUGCUAAAUGAGUAGGACAUGAAAUGAGUCUAGUAACUCUAAAGACCAAUUUGUUAGGGUGACACAGAGAAUAAUUGUUUAAAAGUUAAAAAGUAUGUUCGAGUGUCUGAUCUGUCAUAAAGAUAAGAAACUGCUAAUACAAGGUAAGCGGUCAAUGGAGCUGGCCGGUGAUGGUGUUUUUUUGUUUUUUUUUGCUGCCCUCUUGUGUUUCAGCCUGCGCACUGCAUGUUGAACUUCGAAGGAGAAAUCUGGAAGGUUCACCUGAUGCCUCCAGCUUUGCUGUCAGUCAGGAGAGACUCAUCCGAACAGCAGCCAACUUGUGCUAUCUCCUAUCUAACGAAGUUAUCCUAGCUCUGGUAAGGUUAGACAGGUGGAGCCACCAGAUGGAUCUGAAUAAUCCAAGAAAUCGCCCCAUGUUACUCCUAAAAACUGUUAGAAUUAUCUGUAGAAAUCUAUUGUUAUUCUCCUGAAACCCUGAUCUCCGAUAUCAGAUAUGUGUUUAUGGUACCUGCUUUUCGGGGUGCUAUUUCUAACUGGUGCUUCUUAGUGCUAUGCCCAAAAACUGGCCAGUAUUCUAGAAUUUACUGAUCUCCACAUUCAGAUAGAACUCCCUUAAUCCUGCACCUGUUUUUCUCCUGAGUCUUUCAACCAUCCUUUCAAUCGAGUGAGAUUGUGUUUCAUCUAGGAUUAGUCACACUCCUCCAGCAAAAAAAUAAAGACCUCACAAGAUAACUAAUUUCAAAAAACUUGUAAAAUUGUAUGUACUUCUUUGUAAGUUUACAAUUUACAAACGGCAAUCCUAUAAUUUACUCUUUGAGAGCUUAGACACUGAAUAUCCACCAGGGGGCAUUCUGACACAGGUCCUGAUUUUUAUAGAGAGAUAACAAGACAUAAUAAACAGAUUCCAAAACAAUAAGCUGUACAAUGCCCUGCUGUUUGAUUAUUUUUAUAUAUAUAUAUAUAUAUAUGUUGAUUGGUAAUCUAAUUGCCUUUGCACUAAACAAGUUGGCAUUUUAUCUGCUAUAUGAGAUAAUAUCGAUAUAGGGUGGCAAUGAGUAAUUUCUGUAAUCGCUCCACGCCUAUAGAAUCCCACACAAGGGACUAAUGCGAGGAGGGGUGGGGGGGCGGGGGGGGUGGGUGAUUUAGUUUCUUCUCUCUUCUACACAUGUAUUCAGUGUUGUCUGAUGCCUUUUUGUUUUUCAGCCUUGUCAGAUGUAUUAUCAAGUUUGUCAUGAGGCUGUGCAGCGGUUAAUCACAUGCGGAAUCAUCCUGGUUGCAGAGGUGAGACCUGCACCCCAUAUUUCACAGAUGGGUUUGAGAGGAUUGGCAGGGAAGAGGAGGCAUUUAAUUCAGUCAGCCGUUACAGCUUUGUUACGGUCUCGGUGCUCGCUUUGUGCAAGCCCAAAGCAACUGGAGAAUUUGUCUCUCUGUGAAAACCUUAUCAGCCAUAAAUCUUCAGCUGAGAUCCGAGUAGAGACCAGAAUGUGUAAUAACGAAACCGAAACUGUAUUUGACACAGAAGCUUUUUGCAAAUGCAUUAUUAGCAAUUGUCUUCCAGUUGAUUUAAGGAGAUAAAUAAUUGUCUUAGCAAUACGUAUUGGCCGUAGACCGGGAUGGAUGUAGCAACAACUGGUAUGGGAUGACUUUUAAUGGUUUUAAUGAUGAAAGUAAUAUAAGUUUGUGGUUUAUUUAAUUUCUUUUUUUUUUUCUCUCUUCUUUAUUUAGGAAGACCAGGAGGACGGAAGCCCCAAUUCUGCUGAGAACGCGUGGGAAAACAAGCUUCCUAAUCACCUGCCUUGGAGGAAUGAAGAUGAGGAUGAAGACAGUGAUUUUGGAGAGGAGCAAAGAGAUCGAUAUUUAAAGGUAACACAUGCAAGUCAUAUGGUACAUAUUGGCGUGUUGGCAAGAGUCCACGCUCUUUGUAACUAGAACUUCUUCACAGAACUAUCUAAAGUGGAAAUAUUUAAAUACUAAACAAAGAUUAUCAAUUUUGUAAGCAUGAAUAGGCUUCAUUGCUUCCUACGCUGUUUAUAUUUAUAUUUUGUAAUAAGAAAACGAAUAAAGUGUUCCAAAAAAACACAAUGUGUCAUUGUUUGGGAUCUAAUAAAAUUCAAUAUUUAGUUAACUAAUGACAUACAUAUAACUUAAAUAAUUACAAACACCGGCAAUAACGAACAAAUAUCAAACCUUUACAUUAGCCUGAUUUCCGAUACAGACAUUAACAAACAAAUACCAAACAUUUAUGUGGAAUACUGAAUUUACUAAAAUAGUACAGAACAUGUUUGUAGCAACAUUAAUAAAAUAAACUCAAAGAGCAACAUAGUUCAAAUCCAUGCUAAAUCACAUGGUGGGAAACUCCGAUAAUUAAAAUGUCUUUCAUUAAUGUCUGGUCAUAUAAGCUUUAUGGCAUUUCACACUCAGUCGUUUCCAUCAUAUAGUAUAGCUGGUGUUGCACGCAUCAUGUAUAAUAUGCGUUAAUUACCCAUGUUCUCCGGGAGAUCUCAUUCCCUGAGGAUAUUGUACAGAGUGUGUAUUUUUUACACGUUAGUGGAUUAUUGCAUGUGAGGCUGUAUGUUGGUGCUUUUUCAGUAAACUUCCCAUGUUCCGUGGGUGAGCUCAUUGCAUGUUAUGUUUUGUGCAUGGUGCAUGUGAUGCUGUGUGUGUCAUAUAUAACAUGUGCAUUAAAUCCCUAUGUUCCCCAGGUGAGCUCAUUGCCAGAACACCAGCAAUAUGUUAUGUUCCUGCGGAGGCUCCUAGGUCCAAUUCUUGAGGCUUACAGCUCUGCCGCUUCCUUUAUUCACAAUUUUGAGGGUCCGGUUUCGGAGAAACAAUACACGCAGAGUCUGCACAGAUAUUUAAUCGCCAGGACCGAGAAAUCUGUUGCUGUUUAUGGUAAGUUAGUGCGGCUGUCUCCGUUCUGUAGACCUGAGACAUCUAAAUCUAAAAACUCUCAUAGCCUAACAGGACAGGUGUUUUCUGCCAAGUGAAUGUACCCUUUGCCAGUCUUACUACAGCUCAACCUGUUCUGUUUUAGAACUAUCCCAUAAUGCCGCUCUCCUACUGGUGUUGGAUUUUAACUCCCAUUACCUUCAGCCUUUUCUGAAACAAAUUCUCAGUUUAUCUGUAGUAGCAGGCAGCUUGACUUGUUUUGCAUAACAUUUGCAAAUUUAAUUUCCAGUUCACUAAAAUGUAUUGUUUACCGUAAACUCCCUUGGUUUAUGUGGUGACGGAGAGGAGAAGGGGAGAAUAUAGAUUUAUAAUGAUCCAAUUUAUUGGAUUUCUCAACUCAAAUUUUAAAUUCUUGGGUUGGGAGGAUUUGGUCUUUUGAUGAUGAACAUGGAUAUAUUUCUUUAUGAAAUUUUGGGAAAAAAUAUAGGAAUUUGCCAAGCUGUAAUAUUAGCUAUAUUGGAUAAUUUUUCCAGAUCUGCUAUUGUCACUUACAUUUUCCAAUUUAAUGAAAACACGCAUUUUAGGGUUACCGGUGGUUUGCGACCCAAAGGAGGUCAUCCUUUCAAAAUGUUCUACUUAGUAGAAACAAAAUUAGGAAGGUUUUGCUAAAAUGCUUAUCAUACUUCGCAAAUAGAAAGUAUAAAAACUCUUGUUUUUUUUUGUUAUUCUGAUAUAAGUAUACAAUUCUGUUACCUGUUUGAUUAUUGAUAAUGUUGUUACAACAUAAAUGGUUUCCCCAACUACUCUUGUAAGGAGCGUGCUGUAGUGUAGAGCCUGGCUCUGACACUCCAGACUUCCAAACACUGCUGAUAUUUGUAUUUUCUAUGCAUAGGCCCUUGGUAAAAAAUAAAUAAAAUGGUUUUGAUUUAAAAAAAAACAAAAAAAAAAAAAAACCUUUAAACAACCCAUAAAUUGGUGUGCAAUAUCAAUUAAAACAGUGCACACAAUUAUCUUGCAAUUUAUCUCUCGCCAAUUAAAACACAUUUUAAAAAAACUACUUUUGUCACCAGCUGUUGUGUAAAAUAAUGUAUUUGUGUAGCUGUCAAGAGAAAAAAAAAAAAAGGGGAGGAUUUUUUUUAUUAACUUUAAGGACAAUAUGUGUUAAAUGUUCUUUUAAAAAAAAAAAAAAAGUUAAAAUCUGAAUUCAUUAAAAGUUUUCAGAAUGUAAUUUUUUUUUUUUAUUAUUAUUAUUAUUAUCACCGAUUAUUUACUGUUUCUUUUUCCCUUGCAGCGGAAAGCGCCACGCUGUGUCUUGCUAAAAACGCUGUGAAAAUCUUUGUGGAUCUUGGGGUAAAUCUAUUUUAAAACUUUUUUUGCUCAAGUGAGAUGUAAUAUUGCUGCAUAUUAUUUAUUAAAUUCUUUCCUUAGUGACAUUAUCCCAAUGGAAAUGUACCAUUUCUGUGAUCUAUUUUGGAAUUGACGUUCACAGUUUCAUUUUAAAGACGAAGUCUAUGUGAACAAAGGCUUAUAAGUUUUAUAGAAUAAUUUUGUUUUUGUUCUUGAGCUGUACGCCUUUGCAUCUGAAAAUAAAUGAAAACUAGUAUUGGCGGAGAAAACUUGGUCCCAUCCUAAUCUCUGCAGUCCUUAUGGAUUCACAUCACACACUGGUCAUUCUAAGGUGUAUAUGACAUUAUCAUCAUGAUGCAUUAAAUAGAAAGCUCAUCUUCUGUUUGGAGUUAUUCAAGGAAGUGUAUAUACUGACAUCUGAUCAGACCCUUCCCAAGUUCACUACUGAUAAAAUGCAAUGCCUUUUAACCAUGUAGGUUGUUAAAGGAUCUUAACAUGUAUAGCUUGGAGGAAAGACGAGACGGGGGGAUAUGAUAGAAACAUUUAAAUUCAUAAAGGGAAUCAACACAGUAAAGGAGGAGACUAUAAUUAAAAGAAGAAAAACUACCACAACAAGAGGACAUAGUCUUAAAUUAGAGGGGCAAAGGUUUAAAAAUAAUUUCAGGAAUUAUUACUGAGAGGGUAGUGUAUGUGAGAAAACAAGGGGUUGGCUGCACUCACCUGAACAUGCUUAAAUGGGGUGCUGCUGGGGGCCAAUAAUAAACAAGCCAAUAAGUACAGUAAAAAUGAAAAUCCAGUGCAUUCCCUUAUCUACUUUGGUGCUGACCGACUUUGCUAGCUUUAUUAAAAACACCUAAUCUAGGCAAAAAAUAAUGGGGGAUUAGUUACAUUAUAUGAUUAUACAUUGCAUAAGCCUGCCACAACGUCAAUGUACCCCAUCUUUGGCAGGUCCUACUUUAACAGCCAAAUGUCUGCUAAAUGAGCUACUUACGUGUGGAAAUACUUCCAUAUCGAGUUCUCUGCAGUACAAGGCUAAAUAGGGCCCUGGGAUGAGGCACCUGUGACAGGGAGGGGUGCAAAACCAAGGAGCUGGCUAGACUCCUAAAAAAAAUAAAAUAAAAUAAAUAAUAAUAAAAAAAAUAUAUAUACAGUUGCAAGAAAAAGUAUGUGAACCCUUUGGAAUGAUAUGGAUUUCUGCACAAAUUGGCCAUAAAAUGUGAUUUGAUCAUCAUCUAAGUCACAGCAAUAGACAAUCACAGUCUGCUUAAACUAAUAACACACAAAGAAUGAAAUGUUGCCAUGUUUUUAUUGAACACACCAUGUAAACAUUCACAGUGCAGGUGGAAAAAGUAUGUGAACCCCUAGACUAAUGACAUCUCCAAGAGCUAAUUGGAGUGAGAUGUCAGCCAACUGGAGUCCAAUCAAUGAGAUGAGAUUGGAGGUGUUGGUUGCAGCUGCCCUGCCCUAUAAAAAACACACACCUGUUCUGGGUUUGCUUUUCACAAGAAGCAUUGGCUGAUGUGAAUGAUGCCUUGCACAAAAGAGCUCUCAGAAGACCUACGCUUAAGAAUUGUUGACUUGCAUAAAGCUGGAAAGGUUUAUAAAAGUAUCUCCAAAAGCCUUGAGGUUCAUCAGUCCACGGUAAGACAAAUUGUCUAUAAAUGGAGAAAGGUCAGCACGGCUGCUACUCUCCCUAGGAGUGGCCGUCCUGUAAAGAUGACUGCAAGAGCACAGCCAGACUGCUCAAUGAGGUGAAGAAGAAUCCUAGAGUGUCAGCUAAAGACCUACAAAAGUCACUGGCAAAUGCUAACAUCCCUGUUAGCGAAUCUACAAUACGUAAAACACAAAACAAGAAUGGAUUUCAUGGGAGGAUACCACAGAGGAAGCCACUACUGUCCAAACAAAACAUUGCUGCACGUUUACAGUUUGUACAAGAGCACCUGGAUGUUCCACAGCAGUACUGGCAAAAUAUUCUGUGGACAGAUGAAACCAAAGUUGAGUUGUUUGGAAGAAACACACAACACUAUGUGUGGCGAAAAAAAGGCACAGCACACCAACAUCAAAACCUCAUCCCAACUGUGAAGUAUGGUGGUGGGGGCAUCAUGGUUUGGGGCUGCUUUGCUGCGUCAGGGCCUGGACAGAUUGCUAUCAUCGAAGGAAAAAUGAAUUCCCAAGUUUAUCAAGACAUUUUGCAGGAGAACUUAGCGCCAUCUGUCUACCAGCUGAAGCUCAACAGAAGAUCAUUGUUGCAACAGGACAAUGACCCGAAGCAUAGAAGUAAAUCAACAACACAAUGGCUUAAACAGAAGAAAAUACGCCUUCUGAAGUGGCCCAGUCAGAGUCCUGACCUCAACCCGAUUGAGAUGCUGUGGCAUGACCUCAAGAAAGCGAUUCACACCAGACAUCCCAAGAAUAUUGCUGAACUGAAACAGUUCUGUAAAGAGGAAUGGUCAAGAAUUACUCCUGACCGUUGUGCACGUCUGAUCUGCAACUACAGGAAACGUUUGGUUGAAGUUAUUGCUGCCAAAGGAGGUUCAACCAGUUAUUAAAUCCAAGGGUUCACAUACUUUUUCCACCUGCACUGUGAAUGUUUACAUGGUGUGUUCAAUAAAAACAUGGCAACAUUUCAUUCUUUGUGUGUUAUUAGUUUAAGCAGACUGUGAUUGUCUAUUGUUGUGACUUAGAUGAUGAUCAGAUCACAUUUUAUGACCAAUUUGUGCAGAAAUCCAUAUCAUUCCAAAGGGUUCACAUACUUUUUCUUGCAACUGUGUGUAUGUGUGUGUGUGUGUGUGUAUAUAUAUAUAUAUAUAUAUAUAUAUAUAUAUAUAUAUAUAUAUAUAUAUAUAUAUAUAUAUAUAUAUAUAUAUAUAUAUAUAUAUAUAUAAACAAGGGGUUGGCUGCAGAGAGGGUAGUGUAUGCAUGGAAUAGCCUUCCAGCUGAAGUGGUAGAGGUUAAAACAGUAAAGGAGUUUAAGAAUGUGUGGGAUAGGCAUAAGGUUAUCCUAGAUCUACGAUAAGGCAUGGGACUAAUACAAAUAUUAGAAAGUUGGGCAGACUAGAUGGGCCGAAUGGUUCUGAUCUGCCGUCACAUUCUAUGUUUCUAGUCCUUCUGCAUAAACUAGAUUGACCAGAGACAUGGCAGAGAAAUAACUUUCUUUGUUGGGUGAAGAACCACACAGAGGAUGUCAUACGGUUUUACAAAAAUACUUUUUGGUUUUCAGUGCUUAGAAAAAAAAAGUGAAAUCACGUAUAAUGUAUACAAGAGGUUGGAAAGGGAAAGAGUUAAACCAAACAGUUUUUAUAUAAAAUAUAUAGCUGGUAAAUUUUUGUUCCUAGAACACAUGAUGCCAUUACAGGAGAACAGUUGACAACAUAAUACAAAGCUUUUUAAGCAGAAUCUGAAUAGGUCUUAAAUACAUUUAGCAUAAGUGCAAAAAUGCAACUUCCUCUUCUUAGAGCAUAACAUAUUACUGUACUCAUUUAGUGCGCAAGCUGCAUUCCGCCAUUACCAAGGCAACGCAAACCUCUUUUAAUAGCAAUAACAUGUUUUUCCAUGUCAGACCUAAUGACCCAUAAAUGAACUUGUAUUUCAUGGCUUGUUCUUCCCAUGAAAUGGCUAAUUUGGGUAAUCUAUACAUUUACUGCCUGCUAUUCUAUGUCACAAAUAUAUUUAAAAUGCAAUCUAUGAAUAAUUUAAUCUAUAGAUCUUUUAUUUUUCCUAGUAUGUCUACUAGGCUACAUUGGAAGUAAAUAGAAAAUGUAAAACAGAUACAGAUAAUUUAGUCCAUAAAAUAGAAAUAAAAAGCUACUUCAUUUUGAAGUUCCUACAUUUCCAGGAUUUGCAACUUCUACAGUAAGUCAAGAGGCCAACAUGUUCCCAGCCAAUCAUGGUGCUAUUAUUAUUAUUAUUAUUAUUAUUAUUAUUAUUAUUAUAUUUAAUAAACUCCUGCACAUCAGGGAACCUUACAGGAGUGAUGCAGAGAUGGACAUGGUCUUUAGGACUAUUCAUUUAUAAACAUAAAAAAAUGAAAGUGUAACUCUCAGAUUGCGUAUUAGUGCCUAGAAGGUCCCAAAAUGUUUUAUGAGUGCAAUGUACUUUGAAUUUUAGUGCAACCCUGGUUGUGAUCUAUUUUCUUUUCUUGUUUUGGGGCCUGAGGGAUGGGGGAGUUGUGUUUUCUGGCAGUAUUACAAAACGGUGUAUUUUUUCUUCUCUUGUAGGUUUUCCAAGUCCAUAAAGAAGGCAGAGAUUCUCUGUUGGACUUAAGCAGCACAUUCCUACCUCAAGGCAACCGGUACAAGCUCUUAGAGUACAUCAUGAGCUUCAUGGAGCUGUAGGUUAGCGCAGCCGAUCUGGUACUGGGAACCUGCUGUGAAUAUCCAUUGAUGAACACCAUGCACUGACAGACAAGUGCCUUGCCGCCAGUUUCAUCCAUCCUCCUGCCUGUAGCGGCUGAAGAAUGGAAGUGAAAUGACUUGUGCAACAUGCAAAAAAAAAAAAAAUCCCAAAAGGACCAGCGUUCCUGACCCAAAAGACCCGUAUCAACUAGUUUAUUUUUUCUUUGAAAUCAUUAUUUAUGCCCCGGCGACCCGUGUUUCUUAUGUUAUACCUGGAAGCAGUAACAACGUAUUUGCAAUUUUUUUUUUUUUUAUUAUUAUUAUUAUUUUUUUUUUUUUUAAAUAAGUUUGCAUUGUAUUUGUUUGUUUUGGUCUUACCAUACAUUUCAGAUUUGUAGUUACUUGUUCAUUUUAGUUACGAUGCCAUUGUAGAAGUCACUACAGUCAAUACUAGAGUCAGGCUAGGAACAUGGCGACUGGCGUCUCAUGACAUUGGUAACAUGAUUGUGGGAAGUGACCAGUGGAGGGAAACAGAUUCUCUUUUUUUCUAUUGUCUUGAAAUCUCCAUCACUUUACAAAGUUCUAACCAAGACGGACACUAUAUAAAUCCAAAUUGCAACAUUAAAAAGCGAUUGCUAAAUCUCACUAUAACCAGUCACUCUCCCUCACCCACCAUUAUAAUUUUGCAUUCUAGAUUCCAGUUUUCCCAUAAGUUAAAGAACUGUUUCUUCUUUUUGCUAAUGUCUCAUACUGUCACAGAGCUUUACAUGGUCAGAAUUUUAUAUACAAUUGUGAGUGGGGAAAGCAAUUUCCAUUUACACUCUUCAUUUCUUUUUGAUUCAUAACCACAAUGCACUUAAGAACAUAUAGGAAUAGCUCCCACUGUCUAUUGUAAAAUGAAUGGCAUCCGAGAUAUCUUCUCUUUUGUCGCAAUAUUUACAUUUUAUUCCUACAAGUAGCACAAUUGGUGUUUGAACUGGGUGAAACAGGAACCUUCUGGCAAAUAUCUCUCAAACUCCAAAUAUCAUUUUAAAAUGCUGCUCUACACAAGUAUUGAUUAGGGCUCUUCUGUGUGAGCACCUGUGGAUUGGGGGGUGGGGGGUAAUCAUUGGUAUGUGACGCAGAAGUUGUGAGUUUAGGGAUUGAAUGAUGUAGUUUAUGUUAGAAAUGUUCUCUUCUUGUGUUUGUGUUCUAAAACCAUAUAUAAUACAGAAUGCACACUAUAACAACCACAGUUGUCAAGUACAAAAAACUUUAAUAAGUAGGCAAAUAACAGUAAAUAACAACAUGUGACAAAUCGUAAUCAAGAGUAAUUUACCCCAAACUCCCCCAACGUUUCAGCACCAACUGGUUGCCUUUAUCAAGGCACCCUUGUUGUUAUAGUGUGCAUUCUGUAUUCUAUAUGGAUCUUUGUAUUUAAGCACUUGACGGAGUGCUUAUAUGGUUUGCACCUGGCUUUUUGUGACUAUUAAUUUGUCUCUCCAUGUGGUUUUGGUUUAUAUACUGUGUUCUAAAACCACUCAUAUCUAGGAGCCCAUCAUGUAUUAAUGUCAUGAUUACAUAAGUAGUUUGUGUUAAGAAAGGUUUUAACAUUCGCCUCCUUUGUUGAUUGUUACAUUGCAAUGGUUUACCUUGGUCGAUUUCAUUUCUGUUUUUAGGUCUUGCUGCUUAUACCCACAGAAGAUCGGGUUAUUACAGUGGUGCUGGUCCGUUUGCUCCUUGAAAAACUCCACAAAUUUCAAUUUUUCGACAAACGUGAGAGUAAAGUUUUAUUCAUAAGUAAAGCCCCAGGACAGCUGAUUUUAGCCUCUUAUGGCUUAUUCAGAAGACCCUAAACAGAAGGACCUUGUUUGUUCCGUAAAUUAGGAAUUGGGUGAAUUGAAAUAUCAAUUUUAACAUUUUUAGUAAAAAUAAUAAUUUUUUGUCACCUUGGCUUUCAGUUUUUUUUUGCUUUAAACUAUUUCUGUUAUAAGCCAUGCAUUCAUGUUGCUAUGCAGAAUGUAAUAGAAUGUGUUGAGAAUGACACCAUUUGUGCUCUCAGGGUUAAUAUAUCCACCAGUUGUUAUGGAUUGACUGUCCUGUGAGAUGAGGAUCCUCACUGCUCUUUUUGCUUUUAAGUAAUUUCACACACUAGCUGCCUAUUUUAAUUCUUGUAGUUCCAUAUGUGACCAGUGAGGUCGACGGGCAUAAAACAGUCUAAUCCCUAGCACUUUAUGGUAUCUGUAUCCCGAUAAACACUUAUACCCCUUAUAUGUCUGGCAUUCAAAACAUAUUUUGUAGAGAUUGUUUGUUUCUUAGUUUGUUAAAGAAAAAAAAGACUACUUAUCCAAUAUUCUGCAAAGCCAGUGACAGCAAUAAUGUGUGGAUCUGCUCAUGGUCAUUCACUAAGAUUUACAUCACAUGGCAGGACUGAGUAUUGAAAUGAAAGGGACACCAUAACAACUUCAACUGUUUGAAGUGAUUAUAGUGCUGGAAGUCCUCAGACUCUUGGUCCUGCAUCAUUUUACUCACCCUCUGGCAGAGGUGCUUUGUCUCUGGCAAUCUGCAUCCCUACCACCAGUGAUGAUUUGGCAAAGUUGGGGUUACACUUUACCUCACAUCAUAGCAGAGGAAGCAAGCAGUGAUAGGCUGUGAUACCCUGAUGUGAAUUGGAGCAGAACUCCACCUUUGCCAUAUUGCAUUUGGUGAGCAAGGCUGCUGAGGGUCUGAGCCUCUCUGCUAAAUGGUACAUAUACCAUUCAAGGGUGCUAUGAGAUUUGGUGCACACAGACUCCAGACACCAUCACUUCAGUCACUUGACCCUGGCCUGUUGGUGUCUCUUGAAGACUUAUUUGGGAACCAUUGCUGUAAAAGAUGCUCUUCUCACUAAGCCAAGUCUAUGCAUGGAAGCUCCCAGUACCACAGUGUCACCUUGUGGUUAAAGUGAGAAUUUCAAGUUCAAGGCCAGAGCAGCCGAAACUGAAAGCAAAUCUGACUUAGAGAAUUUUUCUAGUUCGGCUAUUUUGAACUUACAUUUUAAUGCACUUUGAAUUCACCUUGAAUUCUCACUUUAGUGCAUAACCCUUUGUGAUGUGAUGUGAUUCUGUGGGUGACUAGAUUUGCCUAUGUAUACAAACAAAAUGCAUCACACGCAAUCCUACAAAAUGUUGGGAGCACCCAUUUUUUUUUUUUUAAGCAAAACAUCUAUGCACUUGCUACCAUAAUUAAUUGCUAAGUAAAAUAUUUUGACCAUUUGAGCUGUGGUAAUUCUACAGAUAGGAAUUGAUGCACUCUGCCAUUUGGAAGCUGCAUACAAUUAAGCAUCUGGGGAACAAGUAGCUUUGUACACCUUAGGAUUAAUCGAACUCCUAUGUCUGUCUCUAAUUUUAAAUGCCUUGGCCCUAGAAUCCUACUUGAGUGAAGCUCUAUAUUGUGUUACAUUCAGUAGAACUUGCAAUGAUUUUGAACAUCUAGUGCCAAAAUGGUAAAAUGAAAAAAAACAAAGUGCUACCAUCAGAAAUACGAGAGGGAAAUAAGUUAAUAUUGGCACUGUAAGGGUUAUAAGAGUAAGAGAUGAGGUUUAUGGAUGUUAAAAAAUGUUUACGGUUAGUGGUACAAUAAUCUCUUUUGAUGUGAUUACAUUAUUAACCCACUGUUGUGAGUACUAAAAAAUUGUGCCCACGCAGAAACAAAUGUAAACUUGUAUAAACUUAUAUCUCUACAGUAGUUUAAUGAGCUCUAAGAUAUAGUACAGCUCAUUGUAUGGUAGCCUGUGUGCUGUCUCAACACUUAACCUAUGCUGCUAAUCCAAAUCAGGUGAUACAAAUAUAAGGUGCUUAUGAAAUGUAUAUUGUGCAUCUGGAAACAAGCAAUGCUGCCGCAAACAAAAUACAAGCAAUAACAUUGUACUAAACUAGACUAAAAUGACUUGUCAUUAAUUGUAAUCUAAUCUAAGCAGUUGCUGUAGCCAGUUUGGUUCCAUUAUUCUAAUUGUAGUCCACAAUGAACGGCAUGGGAUUGCUGAAUUUCUAUGCAUUUUUAUUUCUGCAUCGCUUUGUAGCAGUUUUUAAGCUGUCAGAAAUGUACUUCUUUGUUAGCUUUCAAUAGAGCCUUUUAGAAAAAAUGUAUCUUAAUCAGGUUUGUAAAGUCCUCUAAACAGCAGUUACAAGAUGGACGUCUGUAGAAAAUACUAUGAAUGGAAUUCAAUGCUGGUAUCAGUCACACAAAUCAAUUGAAUUUAAGGCAUUUAUUUAUUUAGCGUAACCCUCUAAAACACCGCACUACUGGUUAAAAACACCCAUCAGCUAUUAAAUGUUUCACAUCUAGACACCCAGGUGACUUGGCCUCCUUGAAUUGGGUCUACUCUUUUCCCAAGUUUAUCAAUGGCCACUAAAACUAUUUUCUAAGGCCAAAAUGCACAGCAUGUACGAUCUGACCAGCAUUGACUCAACCCUUGUGGUUACAUCACUGAAAUGAACUAAUUACAUUAAAACAUAAGGGAUCUGCAAGACCCCCACCUUUAUCAUAAGAACCCCAUGAUAAAUUCCAUUCUGGACUCCACCAGAACUUCCAGUUUCCAAACCCAGUCAUUAAAAAUUAGAACACAAAUAUCUGUUUAGGUGGAACUGUUACUUCUGGAAUGACAUCAUUGAAUAAAACAUUGAAAAUUACCUAGAA
This is a messenger RNA of Pelobates cultripes (western spadefoot toad), 41738 nucleotides long. The record is from the annotation of a GenBank genome assembly. Lineage: Eukaryota; Metazoa; Chordata; Amphibia; Anura; Pelobatidae.